Molecule: messenger RNA, 124 nt
Organism: Dentiscutata erythropus
Lineage: Eukaryota; Fungi; Glomeromycota; Glomeromycetes; Diversisporales; Gigasporaceae
Source: the annotation of a GenBank genome assembly
UUAUUUCAGUUAUUUGUUACUACUCCAGUGUUUCGUCCAGGGCUUUUUGCUGGUUUGUCCUGUUGUGGUUCAGUUUCGUUAGGAUUUCGUCGUUUCAACAGAGUUUCGCCAUUUCGCCACGAAG